Messenger RNA from Rubroshorea leprosula, 4303 nucleotides. The record is from the annotation of a GenBank genome assembly. NCBI's taxonomy places the organism in Eukaryota, Viridiplantae, Streptophyta, Magnoliopsida, Malvales, Dipterocarpaceae.
AAAAAAAAACAGAGAGAAUUAGAAAGAACAGAGCAGCAGCAUCCUUUGUUCAUUUGUCCAAUUGUUGAUCAAUAUUUCACCACAAAUCACAACAUGUUUGUGCACAAGGACCAGUCCAAUGUCAUCAAGAUGCUGAGGAAACAAAUUGCUGACUUGGAGGAUGAGAAAGAGAGUGUGCAGCGCUAUACUGAAGAUUUUCCCAACAGCAGAACUGAGGCGCUUGAGAAUUGGUUGAAGAACACAUUAGAGCCCAUUCAAACAGCACACCAUUUGGUAGAAGCUGUUGGGAAACGUGGGAAGUCUCCUUUCCAACUUAGAAAGAAGGCGGAGAAGAUAUGCAAGGAUAUUGCUGCACAUGUUCAAAAAGCUCGCGGAUUCUCCGAUAUCCCACUUUCCUAUCGACAAGAGAAAGUGGCUGCUGAUCGUUUUGAGAACUUUGGAUCGAGAAGCGAUGUUUUGAAGGACAUCAUGGAGGCACUACGAAGUCCAGUCAUCAACAAGAUAGGAGUGUACGGGAAGCCUGGCAUGGGGAAGACAAUGUUGAUUAGAGAAGUUAAAAGAAGAGCUGAGCAAGAGAGGUUGUUUGAUGCGAUUGUUAUGGCAACUGUGAGUAGGAAUCCAGGCUACGGAAGAAUUGUACGUGAAAUUGAGUUUGGCUUGGGUCACGAUUUUUUUUCCAGUGAACUCACAUCUCUGGAACCUUCUAAUUCAAACGAGGCAAGGCUGAUAGAAAAGAACGUCCUUUUGAUUUUUAACGACCCAUGGGACUACUUCCCAUUAAGUGACUUCCUUGGAAUGCUCUCAAGCUGGGAAAAGUACUACUCUUUCAAAAUUUUGCUGGCCUCUACAGAUGGAGGUGUUGAACCUCAUCUAUUGGAAACACAAAUUGAAGUUGGCAGAUUAGCUUGGGAAGACGCAUGGAAACUAUUUAAGAAGUUAGCUGAUGAUCCAGAUAAAAAUCGUGGUUUGCCGUUUUAUGCAAACCAGAUUACUAGGAGGUGUGAGGAAUUGCCCAUUGCUGUUGCAACACUCGCAAAUGGCUUGAGAAGAAGGAAUCUGAUUGAGUGGAAGACAACUUUACGAAAGCUACAAAGCCAGCCCUCUGAUCUGCCGAAUUCAAGUCAGAUACCACAAAGCCUGUAUUCAGCUAUCGAGUUGCAUUACAGUGGUUUGAAAAGUAAGGAACUCCAACAAAUUUUCUUGCUUUUCAGUCUACUGGGUCAGAAUGCAACCAUUCAAAACUUGUUGAAAUAUGGUAUAGGCUUGGGCUUAUUCCCAGGAGUCAAAUCUAUAGAGGAAGCACGAGCUGAAGUGCUAAAUUUGGUGACUAAACUCAGAGAUUCUUCCUUGUUGCUGGAUAAUGGUAGCGGUUUGUUCUUCCAUAUGCACGAUCUUGUUCGAGAUUUUGCCAUAUCGACUGUUUCUAAGGAGUUUGGCGUGUUGGCUUUAACAGAAAACGCACCAAUCAACCGGUCACACAUGGAGGCGAUGGAGAGCAUCAAAUGGAUUUAUUUAUCAAAUGGGGACGCCAGUCAGGUUCCAAAUAAGUUGAAAUGUCCAAAACUUACUUUCUUUCAUUUGUCUGAAGAGAGUCCUUCCCUAGCAAGUCCACCAAACUUGUUUAGGGAUAAGGAAGGACUCAAAGUCUUGAGUUUGUUGAACAUGAAGUUCUUGUCAAUCCCUUCCUCAUCAAUUUCCCUCCCAAAAAGCCUUUGUACCUUGUGUCUGGAUCAAGUUGUGUUAGGAGCAGCAAAUAUAGGCACAAUGAUUGGAGAACUAGAGAAUUUGCAAGUCCUCAGUCUUGUAGGAUCUGAUAUCAAAGAGUUGCCAGAGCAAAUGGGGCAGCUAGCCAAUCUGAAGUUGUUAGAUUUGAGUGAUUGUACCAAACUCAAAGUAAUUCCACCAGGUGUCUUGUCAAGUUUGUCAGGAUUAGAAGAACUAUAUAUGAGAAACAGCUUUGUUCAAUGGGCGGAGGGAAUUGAGGAGCAUGAAAAUCAAAAUGCUAGCCUAGCAGAGUUGCAGACUUUAAUGUUGUUGACUUCUAUAGAGCUACAUGUUAUUUGCAAUAUUCAGAGGAUUCCGGAAGGCUUGUUCUCUGAAAAUUUGCCAAGAUUCAAAGUUUUCUUGGGAGAUAGGUGGAACAACUGGAAUAGUUCUGGGGGAGUUUCAAAAUUAUUGAAGCUAAAGCCAGAUGCAAGAAUUAGUUCUCACCACUCAGUUAGGAAGUUGCUAAAGAAGACAAAUGAACUACAUCUAGAAGGAUUGAUUGGUGUUAAAAAUGUAGUCAAUGAGUUAGAUAACGAUGGUUUCCAAGAAUUGAAGUAUCUCUUUGUCCGAGAUGCUUUGGAGAUUCAACAUAUCAGCUCAGUGAAGCCUGCAUUUCCUGUAUUGGAGUUGAAGAAUUUGUUCUCCUCCUCUAUAGCCAGACAGCUUCAGCAACUACAAGAAAUUAGAGUGAAACACUGCAGUGACAUGGAAGAGAUUAUUGAUGACAAAGAGCAAGAGAGUGGGAAUAGUGCUGAAAAACGUGAAGGACAUACUGUGGAAUUAAUUACCCUGCAAUCCUUGAAGUUACAACGUCUACCAAAGCUGAUUAGCUUCAACAGUAGUUGCAGGAACAUGACUUUUUUCAAUGAAAAGAGGCUAGAGGAGUUGCAAUUGUGCUCGAUUGGGAAUAUUGACACCAUAUGGCACACUUCGAUGAUAUCUUGUUUUGAGAAACUGAAGAAAUUAAUUAUUCAUGACUGUAAAAAUCUGGAAUACCUACUCUCAUCUUCGGUUGCAUCGGAUUCAGAAGGGAUGAUCCAACUCCUCCUUCCAAAACUGAAGAGGUUAGAAUUGGGAGAUUUGCCCCAGUUGAAGAGCAUCUGUAGGGAGAGGGCAGCAAUGGUAUGUGAUUCUCUUGAAUGGAUUAUAAUUCGGAAUUGCUAUAGCCUAAGAAGGUUCCCUCUUUAUCUUCCCCAACUUGAAAAUGGACAACCAUCUCCUCCUCCUUCCCUCAAACAAAUCGUAGUAUGGCCACAGGAAUGCUGGAAAUCUUUCGAGUGGGACCAUCCUAAUGCAGAGCGUGUCCUUCUACAAUUCUGUGGAAGAUAUCAUUCGUUUCCUUCCAAAUUAGUAGAAGGGCGUAUUAAAAUGUUAGAGUUCACCAGUAUUGAUAUAGAGAAUACUUGGCUGCCACCAUCCGUACAAGAAUUAGUUCUUAAUGGAUGCAACUACCUAAGAAGCUUAAAUGAUAUCUCUUCCACUAAAGAUGCAGAAGAAUUGAAGUGCUGCAGGAUUCGGAACUGCAGUGGCGUGAAGUGUUUUCUUUCCUCGUCCAUAAAUCUACUGGCCCAAAAGCUUGAGGUUCUGGACCUUUAUAAUUUGGAAAACUUGGAAGCCCUUUUGGAAGCAGAGGCAAUUACCAAGUCACCACUACCACCUGACACUUUUUCAUCUCUUAAAACAAUGAGUGUUCGAAACUGUCAUAAAAUAAAGAAGUUGUUCUCCUUUUGGAUGAAUCUCCAAAGUCUAGAAGAAAUUCGCAUUGGAUAUUGCGAUCAGAUGGAAGAAAUAAUAGUAUGGGAUGCAGAAGAAGCAGGAGGAGAAAAAGAAGGGGUCAUCCAAUUCAUUCUUCCAAAAUUAAAAAGUUUGAAAUUGAAAGAAUUGCCCGCAUUGAAGAGCAUCUGUAGCAGGAGGGCAGUAAUGGUAUGUGAUUCUCUGAAAGAGAUGCGGAUCUGGAAUUGCCAGGGACUAAGGAGGAUCCCUCUUUAUCUUUCCCUGCUUGAUAACGGACAACCUUCUCCUCCUCCUUCUCUCAAACAAAUCAAAGUAUGGCCACAAGAAUGGGGGGAAUCGUGGUGGGAAUCGUUGGAGUGGGACCAUCCCAAUGCAAAGGAUGUCCUUCUUCCCUUCCUCAACUUCACCAUGGCGCCUCUAAUCGAUGUGGAAAAGGAAGCUGAGACGUCCGCCUCUAUCUCUUCAUGGGCAUCAAGGAAUUUGGACACUUCUCAAAAGAGGGGCUCCGUAAUUCUCAAUCUGUAGUGCAUUGUGAGUUGUAUCAUUUUCUGUAACUGGAUUCCUUAAUCACUGUUGCUUUUGAUAACAUCCCAAAAGAAGAUUUAAACAGUCCCUUCCCUCUAGAAAAUGUGUCAAACUAGGUCUACUAUUAAAAUUCUUCAACAGCUUCUCUGCUUCUCUUAGUGGCUUUAAUUGUUAUACACACAUCUUUGCAAGCCUGAAUGUAUUGGAACUAGUGUAGAAUUCUCAGACCACACUUCCUUCCUUGAUAUUGAUUCUGUAAUCAAUUUCAUUACCGUGU